Messenger RNA from Rubroshorea leprosula, 1386 nucleotides. Lineage: Eukaryota; Viridiplantae; Streptophyta; Magnoliopsida; Malvales; Dipterocarpaceae. The record is from the annotation of a GenBank genome assembly.
ACCACGAGGAGGUGCCGAGACGGAACCGUUCAGCGCGAGUGCGCGAAAAUGUUGGUUUUGCGCUGCAAAGCCCCAAACAUUCACCUCUUAUUCUCUCACGGGAAUUUUGUCAAACACCUGCCGGUCUCAAAACUGAGAACCUUCCGCUGUGCCGGAACCAACACAAAAACCUUUACAACAGUCACCGCCGAUCUUAAUUCUUCUUGUUUCGAAGCUCUGACUUCCCGCCAGAAAGAGCAGAUUAAUCUGUAUGUCGACGCUCUGCUCCAGUGGAACCAGAAAAUGAAUCUUACUGCUGUUAAAGAGGCAAAUGAAGUGAGGGAAAGGCAUAUUAAAGACUCCCUUUCAAUUUUACCACCAUUGUUGAACUCUUACAGCUUGCAUUGUAACACCUUAUGCGACAAUCUCAGGGUUGUUGAUGUUGGGACUGGUCCAGGGCUUCCUGGAUUGGUUUUAGCUAUUGCUUGCCCAGGUUGGGAAGUAACAUUGGUUGAGUCUAUGAACAAACGAUGUGUUUUCUUAAAGCAUGCAGUGGGUCUAAUGGGGCUCUCAAAUGUUCAAGUUGUAAGAGAAAGGGCAGAGAAUUUGGGUCAGGAUCAUUGUUUUAGAGAGCAAUUUGACGUAGCAGUAGCCAGAGCAGUUGCAGAAAUGAGGAUUUUAGCUGAGUACUGUCUUCCUCUGGUCCGUGUUGGUGGGUUGUUUGUAGCUGCAAAAGGUCAUGAUCCUCAUGAGGAAGUUAGAAAAGCAGAAAGAGCAAUCAAAUUGAUGGGUGCUUCUAUAUUGGAGUUCUGCUCAGUGGAAUCACAGAGUCCAUAUGGGCGGAGAACUGCCAUUAUUUGCUUAAAAGAUUGUUCCACCCCUGCAAAAUAUCCACGUGAUCCAGGUAUACCAACAAAAGUUCCAAUCUAAUAGUGAAAAUAUCCAUUUUUUGUUUGCUUUUCUGUUCUGCUUCAUGGAACCACUGAUUGUGAGGAAUAACUUGUAUUAUUCUGUUUUAGUACCACAUACAAUAUACAUAUUUGUGUUGAUCUUUUCUAGUAGUUGGAUUUUUUUCUCUCUGAUUAUGUCUGAGUUGGAUUGACUUGCUUGUAUGACAAUAAGAAAAAGGAAAAACUUAUUGAGGUAAUUCAUUGUUUGCUUCACUUUGUCCUUAUGGUUUGUUUCUUUAUUAACAUUCAUGAUAUGUUAGCAUUUUACUGGUCAUUUGUUCACUAUUUUUCUUUUGCUCUCUAAUGGGUGCAUGGUGCGUACUUUCUCUUUCCUUUCACUAUUUACCUGUAGUGUUGAAAUUAGUAGUGUAAAACUGAAGGGUUUUGUUUUUGAUUUGUUUUCCUCUCAAUUGUUUCUGUUGAAAAAAUUGAAUUCUAGUAAAGAUGUAAGUUAUUA